AUGCGGACAGUGCUGCCCGGAAACCUCCCUUUGGGCUCCCUGCUCCAUCCUCGCACGCGGAAGGUGCCCGGUAAGCGACAAACGCCUGACGGACAGAGAGGAUGCUUUAUCCAGACAUAGAGCAAAGUUAGUAGCUAUGAAGGAUGCAUCACACAGAUUUAUUUUCUCACAUUCUUUGCAGUGUUGGACAUCUUUCGCCUGACAUUGAUGGCCUGUGACCACUCUGUGGCCAUCUGCCACCCCCUGCACUGCACAGUCGUCAUGAACCGCUGGUACUGUGGACCGCUGGUACUGAUGUCCUGGAUCAUGAGUGUCCUGAAUUCCUUGUUACAAAGCUUAACAACAUUACGACUGUCCUUCUGCACAAACGUUGAAAUCCCCCACUUUUUCUGUGAACUCAGUCAGAUGAUCCAACUUGGCUCUGACACCCUUCUUAAUAACAUACUGAUGCAUUUUGCAGCUGUCCUGCUGGGUGGCGGUCCUGUUUUUGGUAUUUUUUGUUCAUAUUCCAAAAUAAUUUCCUCCAUACGUGGAAUUUCAUCAGCUCAGGGGAAGUAUAAAGCAUUUUCCACCUGUUGGAGGCACCCAGGGGAGUCCUGGCACUGCAGACCCCAGCAGCCUGGGAUCCCGAAUGGCUGCGUGGAGCACUCGCCGUCCGAGCCCGAGUGUGUCUACUGCAGCCGGAGCUACCUGAGCGAGCAGGUCGUCAGUCGUCCCCACACCCUCCAUCCCCCCACCCUCCGCAUCAGCAUCACAGUCUGA
Lagenorhynchus albirostris (white-beaked dolphin) is the source of this 762-nucleotide messenger RNA. Its product is annotated as olfactory receptor 1571-like. Gene Ontology annotation, biological process: G protein-coupled receptor signaling pathway. The record is from RefSeq and is a predicted model, not a curated record. Gene Ontology annotation, molecular function: olfactory receptor activity. Gene Ontology annotation, cellular component: membrane. NCBI's taxonomy places the organism in Eukaryota, Metazoa, Chordata, Mammalia, Artiodactyla, Delphinidae.